AUGAAUCAAUCAGCUAAAGAUACCAGAUACAAAUGGAGUGGCUCAAAGUCAAACCUUUUGCACAACCCAGUAACUCAAAUCCAUGAGAACCAAGAAAGUUUGCUGGCUUCAAACAAUUCGGAUGGCAGAUGUCUCGGCAAGCUAAAGAUUGAUUUGGCUGCUGGAUUGUCUGAUAUUCGAAUCAAAGUUGAAGAAGAGCAUAAAGAUUUUCUUGAACUGGUCGCACAGGAGAAAAUCUUCAAAAUGCAGCCAAGUCAAGAAUUCGCAUACAAUAUGAUGCGCGGAAAGGGUGUCGGUACACGGCCUGUAUUUCCUCCCCCACGAGAUACCCCUGGAGAUUUUGAAGAUUAUAGACCUACUGCAAAUGUUGAGGAUAAUCUACAAUCUGGCUACAAGUAUUAUAGGAUUCGACCAGAUUCCGAUUUCAAGAACGCUGCAGCUCCCGAAGAUCUUGCGCAAGACAUCAAUCGACUGGCAAUUAAAGAUCCUCGAAGAUGCGAGAUCGUUUUUGAUUUGAAAGGCGACGAAGGAGAAACCACCAACCACUACAAGGGCAAAGAGGUCUGGGGAAAUUUUGGUUAUAUCAAAGUCAACGGAGUGUGGGUAGAUCCUGAUAGCGAGAAGGACUUGGCGCAUGCAUUUAAGGGCUAUCCAGUUCAAUCACCAGAGGAACUCCAAGGUGCUAGAGCCAAAGAUGCGCGAAUCGUGAGUCCAGCUGAGGCUGAUAAAUUUUAUGACUUCUUCAACGAAUAUGUUUCCGACGAUGAAGGAGAUCCUCGAGAUAAUCGUAUGUCGCCAGAAGAGUUUGCAAAGAUGGUUCGUGGCACAGCCAGUGAGGGCAAAGGUGAUACAUGGGCUAGAGCAAUUGUCGCUCCACAAGAAAAAUUUACAGAUAGACCACGCGUGCCACGUAAACCUAAAACACAACACGGAAUUGAUAUGUUGCCACCGCAAAUUGACAGAGAUACUGGCAGUUAUUACUCCGGUUUUGGUGGUGAUAAUUCUGAUACGGCCAGCCUUCUCAUCUCGGCAGCUGGUGUUGACAUCCUUCAAAGACCCGAACACUUCAAUCGCAUGGACCCCCAAACUGACAUGAAAAUUCUUGCUGAGGCAUAUGGCAGCCCCAAUGCUUUCAAAGAUGACGGUGGAUGGUCUGACACAACAACACUUCCUGUGUUCAAUACAAAAGCAGCUGCCAAAGCUAUCACCUGGGACAUUCCUGGUCUGACUGAUGAGCAACGCGAACGAGGCUUGGCUGAUAUGACAUUAAGGGGAGAAGCACACUUCCAACAUAGUCAAGUGAUGGCAAGAAACAGAGACGAGCUUAAAGCAGAGAAGAUGGUUGCUUUCAGCGGUCUGGCAGGCUGUAUGAGGGAGCACCACUUCAUCAAGCGAUUCCUGGAUAACAAUCCUUCUUUUGCCAAUGAAGAAACCCGCAGAUUGGUGGAUUCCAUUUGUUUGGAGACACCAUUUAGACGCAUUGAACGCACCAUGAUCAGUAACAAUGAUUCUGCUCCCAAGACGACCGCUGAUCCAUAUCUCGGACUCAGUCGCGAAGAUCGUACCUAUAUGCGUUUGAUCAACGAUAUCUACCAAGACACUCAUAACCUCACUCUUCAUCUUCAAAAUCAAGUCAUGGUCUGGGGUGCUACCAAAGCCGAGAUUGAGAUCAAGAUUGGAGAAUAUUAUUUCUUACGCGAACGAAUCAUGGCAGCCUCUGGUAUGAAUAACGAGUUCAUUGAAAGUCUCAUUCCUAUCAGUGCUCCUAGAACUCCUCGAGUCAACUUUUAG
Botrytis deweyae is the source of this 1791-nucleotide messenger RNA. RefSeq lists its product as uncharacterized. The coding region runs from base 1 to 1791 and encodes 596 amino acids. The record is from RefSeq and is a predicted model, not a curated record. The transcript has 9 exons. NCBI's taxonomy places the organism in Eukaryota, Fungi, Ascomycota, Leotiomycetes, Helotiales, Sclerotiniaceae.